AUGCCGAAUUCGGAGAAGUUGGCCAAGAAGGCCAUGUAUUUCGACAAGCUUGUCGACCUUUGCGUGAACUCCAAAGGAGGCGCGCUCCUCGUCGGCGUGGACCACGUGCGCUCGAAGCAGAUGCAGGAAAUCCGCAUCGCGCUGCGCAGCAGAGCUGUGGUGCUCAUGGGCAAAAACACCAUGAUCCGAAAGGCCCUGCAGGUCGGGCACGAGUCGCACCCCCAGGCGGGCCUGGACAGGCUGCGGGCCGCCGUCAACGGCAACAUGGGCUUCAUCUUCGCCACGGACUGCAGCCUGGACGACGUGAGGGAGGUGGUGAGCAAGUUCAGGCAGCCGGCAGCCGCGAAGGCUGGCCAGGUAGCGCAGUGCGACCUGUCGCUGCCCGCCGGCCCCACUGGCAUGGACCCGUCGCAGACGGCCUUCUUCCAGGCCUUGAACAUCGGGACCAAGAUCGUGAAGGGACAGAUUGAGUUGAUCACCGAAACGCCUGUGCUGAAGAGGGGCGACAAGGUCUCCCCGGGGGGCGCCGUGCUGUUGGGGAAGCUCGGGGUGCAGCCGUUCGAGUAUGGCAUCGAGGUGGAGCAGGUGUACCAGGAUGACGGGACCGUCUUCUCCGCGGCGGUGUUGGAUGUCAAGCCCGAGGCGCUGGUCGCCAAGUUCCUCAGCGGCCUCGGUAACAUGGCGGCGCUCAGCCGCGAGAUCGGCAUCCCCACGGAAGCAGGCCUUCCCCACGCCUUCGGCAGCGCGUUCCGGAACGUCUGCGCACUCUGCGCGGAGACCGACUUUCUUUUCCAGGAGAUGGAGCCGGUGCGGUUGUUCUUGCAGGACCCCGAGGCGUACUCCGCGGCCCACCCGGCGUCCGCUGGAGGUGGAGGCGGCGGCGUUGCUGACGCCGCGGCGAUCCUCUCAAGGAGGAGAAGAGAGUAG
Molecule: messenger RNA, 927 nt
Organism: Prorocentrum cordatum
Lineage: Eukaryota; Dinophyceae; Prorocentrales; Prorocentraceae
Source: the annotation of a GenBank genome assembly